AUGGCCUCGGACCGCGAUCACGGAACCUCGGGCGACCGCCCCCGUGGCGACCUCCCCGGCGACCGCGCGGCUGCCUUCGAGUCCACCAACCCGGGGGACAGAAACUGGUCCAACGGCGGCCAGAGGACGCCAGAGAGCCUGCGUGGACUCAAGCUGACCAGCGCGGGCCUCCCCACAGGAUGGACCGACGAAACGUCGCCCCGCAAGAGCGAAGAGAGAAAUCGAUCACGACAGAGAAACGGACGUGCCGCCAGCGGCCAGACGCGCAUCUGCAACAAGUGCGGCGAGCCCCUCACCGGCCAGUUUGUGCGAGCCCUGGACGGCACGUUUCACCUGGAUUGCUUCAAGUGUCGGGACUGCGGCCAGAUUGUGGCAUCCAAGUUCUUCCCGGCCGAUGAUGAAAACGGGCAGGGCCAGUACCCGCUGUGCGAAACCGACUACUUCCGACGACUGGGCCUGAUAUGCCAUCAAUGCGGCGGCGCCCUCCGCGGCUCCUACAUCACCGCCCUCGAUCGCAAGUACCACGUCGACCACUUCACCUGCUCGCUCUGCACCACCGUCUUCGGGGCCCAGGACAGCUACUACGAGCACGACGGCAACGUCUAUUGCCACUACCACUACUCGACCCAACACGCCCAGAGGUGCAACGGCUGCCAGACGGCCAUCCUCAAGCAGUUUGUCGAGAUUUACCGGAAUGGCCAGAACCAGCACUGGCAUCCCGAGUGUUACAUGAUACACAAAUUCUGGAAUGUGCGGUUGGCCCAACCAACAGGGACGCCGCCGGCCGCUUCCGAGUCCGACCCUCCGGCCAACAAAGACCUGAUCCGCCAAGACGAGGAGCGCAUGGAGGAAAAGGUGUACCGCAUAUGGAGCGUCCUCUCGACCUUUGAGGAGUCGUCUGCGGCGUGCAUCUCCGACAUGCUUCUACACGUCAGCAAUGGUUCGUACGUCGACGGCGUCCUCGUCGCCAAGCGUUUCAUCUGGCACGUCGAGGUGCUGUUCAAGUCGGCAGACAGGCUCGACGCCAUGAUGCUCAGCCGCAGCAGCAAAGGCAUGUCCUACGGCCGAGAGGCUAAGCUUCUCUGUAAAAAAAUCGUGGCCUUUUUCUCCUUGCUGUCCAAAACCCAGGACACCAGCAUCCGAAAGCUGGGCGUCACUCAAGAGCUGCUGUCCCUCGUCACCGGUCUGGCUCACUACCUGAAGCUUCUGAUACGCAUCUGCCUUCAGGGCUCACUUCGCCUGGAGCGCGAGGCGGGGAACAGCGAUGGCAUCAACCAACUCCUCAACGAUCUCGCCGAUUUCGAGACGUACAAGACGGACGAGAACAUGCUGCAACUGGCCAUGGGCAGCUCGCGUCUAUCGGCCAAGGACUCAGACCAUUGCGUCGUCUGCAGUCGAUCUGUUGAGGACGAGUGUGCCAAGUGUGGAGAUACGAGGUGGCACCUGGCGUGCCUCAAAUGCGCCCGAUGCGCCCGCGAACUGGGGCGGUCUUUGCGAGAGGCGCGCUUGAAGGUUUUUGACCGCAAAGUAUACUGCAUGGGCUGCGCCUCUGCCAGCGCGGACGGGUCGCCACCUUUCGAGCACAUCACAAAGUUGCAGCAGUACGUCUUUCUCCUCAAGGUUGCACUGGCGCGACUCCUCGAUAUCCUGCGAAGCAACGGCGCUCUGCCCCGUGGCGCAGAAGACGCCAAGGGCGGCGAGCUCGGCGGAGACAAGGCCAGGCUCGGAGCCGGCCCUCCAUUCUUAAAUUCAGAGUCGAGGUCCAAGUCGUACGCGGGCGGGGGCGACAAGGAGCAUCACCGCGAGUCAACAUACGAAAACACUCUCAACGAGGUCAGGAGACUGCGCAGCACACGACUCGAUCGACACCUAUCGUCGAGCGUCAAGCAAGCUCGAACAUCUCGUGUUAUGAACGCAGACGGUCAAGGCCCGCGGCCCGGCUCAGUUGACGAGGAGGAAGGGGGCCCCGAGGCACAGGGGUCAACAGAUCUCAUGUUUGCGCAGAACGACGCCAUCACGCUGGACGACAUCCCCCGGAUCGUUGCCGUCGAGCAGUCGCGCGAGAAGCAGCAGCAGCAGCGCGACCGCAACGCUCGUCCGGAUCCCUUCCGGUCACCCGUUGCCGACCCUAACCGGUCACCCACCCGCAACCGGGCGCAGUCGGUCAGCAGAGACCACGAUGUCCGGGGGUCCGACCCUCUGCCCACCCGGGUGGUCCGAAAAUUCUUCUCGGAGCUCUCUGGGCUAGAAUUUUUCAACGUGCGACAUCUGGCGGUCUUGACCAUGCAGCCCAUGAUCGAGCAGGAGUUUACUCUCGACGACCUCCUUGGCUUCAUCGAGUCGAGAAAGCAGCCGACGUUUUGGAAGAACCUCGGCAAGGCGUUCAAGAACGACAAGAACAGAAGCGUCAAGAAAAAGGGCGUCUUUGGGGUGCCGCUGGAAGUCAUCAUUGAUCGUGAUGGGGCGGACUCGACAGAUGGCGUCGGCCCGGGCACGCUCCGCAUCCCGGCCAUUAUUGACGACAUCAUCUCGUCGAUGCGCAAGAUGGACCUCUCGGUCGAGGGAGUGUUUCGCAAAAACGGCAACAUCAAGAAGCAGCAGGAACUCGUGGACAAGAUCAACGCCGAGGGAUGCGACGUGGUCAACUUUAUGGAGCAGCCUGUGGUGCAGCUGGCGGCGCUUCUGAAGCGAUACCUGCGAGACCUCCCGGACCCGCUGAUGACGCACAAGCUGUACAAGCUCUGGAUCAAAAUCUUGUUCACCUUUUUGAAAUGGGCCGGGUCGUUCCACCAGCUCGACGAGGACGUCGGAUCCAAGAUGGACAUUCGGAACUUGGCAACAGUCAUUGCCCCGAAUAUCCUGACGAAUCCCAACAAGGCUCUCACGUUGGACAGUGAGGCCAUAUUCGUCAUUGACGCCGUCGAGACUCUCAUCAACAAUAUUGAGGAAAUGUGCCAGGUUCCGGACGAGCUCCUCACGCUCUUGAACGAUCCGUACCUGUUUAGCAACCCGGGCGAGAUCACGACCAAGGAGAUCCUCAAGCGCUUCCAAGAUCGACGAGGGCAAGUACCUGUCGCCGAGGUUAGCGAGGUCUUUAACCGGCUGGACACGUCGACGCGCUCUCCGCCGCGACGGGUCGAGACGGACCCAGCCGUCUUGCAGGGCGAGCGGACGGUCCGGCCAGUGCAGGAUCAAGGCGGUUUUUCCGGACCGGAGACGUCGCCGCAAAAGUGGACCGGGGGCGGCGAUCAUCCUUCCCCGUAUAACCACGGCCGCUUCAACCGCUCCGACAGCCAACUCGAGAGCUCCGAGCACAGCCAGCGCGGAGAAUGGCGAAACUCGGCGUGGGGCCGCCGUGGCGGCGGUGUCGGCGUCGGCGGCAACUUGUGA
This is a messenger RNA of Hirsutella rhossiliensis, 3390 nucleotides long. Its product is annotated as LIM domain-containing protein. Gene Ontology annotation, cellular component: cytoplasm. Gene Ontology annotation, biological process: actin cytoskeleton organization; signal transduction. The coding region runs from base 1 to 3390 and encodes 1129 amino acids. The record is from RefSeq and is a predicted model, not a curated record. The transcript is spliced from 5 exons. NCBI's taxonomy places the organism in Eukaryota, Fungi, Ascomycota, Sordariomycetes, Hypocreales, Ophiocordycipitaceae.